Molecule: messenger RNA, 1113 nt
Organism: Camelina sativa (false flax)
Lineage: Eukaryota; Viridiplantae; Streptophyta; Magnoliopsida; Brassicales; Brassicaceae
Source: RefSeq, a predicted model, not a curated record
AUGAGAAAUAUAAAUGAUCUGCCUAACGAUUUGCUGGUGAAGAUUUUGUCAUCAGUUCCGACAAAAGUUGCUGUGUCUACAUGUCUUUUGUCCAAACGAUGGGGUUCUGUUUGGAAAUUGAUUUCGAAGCUUGAUUAUGACGAUUCACUUAGUGAUGCGCCUUCAGGGUUUAUCGGGAAGUUUGAAACCCUUGUGGUUUUAGGCCUCAGGAAAGUGAGCAUUGACAAUGUUCCUCCGACAACUCGUUUCCGGUCCCUCAAGACUUUGUCUCUUCUAGAUGUUUGGUUCUCAAGCGAUGAAACGGUUACUAGGCUUUUGUCUUGCUGCCCUAUUCUUGAAACAUUGAUUGUGCACCGAUGGGGCCGCGACAAAGUGAAGACUUUCGCAAUUUGUGUGCCAUCUUUGAAGAGCUUAACCAUCCGCCACAGAGUAGGGGGUUAUCACGAACCAAGAGAUGAUAAUGGAUUUGUGAUCAAUGCUCCUUCUUUAAAGUAUCUAAAUAUUGUUGACCAUUUUAGUGGGUUUUAUUCAUUAGUGGAUAUGCCGGAGCAAUUGAAAGCAGACAUCCACAUAAGACAUUGUGAUUCUGAGAAGCUUUUGGGAUGUCUUACCUCAUCUAAAAACCUCUCCUUAUGUUUAAAACCACUUGAGGGUGCAUAUCCUCACGGCGACUUUGAUCAGCUCGUGUCUCUAGACCUAUGUGUUUUGUGCUCUUUAGAUUGGUUGAAUCUUAUCCUCAGACGUUCACCAAAACUCCGAGCUCUCAGAUUAUACCAAGCAAGAGAGGUACACUGGAGCUGCAGGAAUUCCAAAAGUGUUCGUACUAAGUGGGAGCAACCGAUCGCAAGUUUUGUUCCUGAAUGUUUACUUCUGAGUCUCAGAACGGUUAAAUGGUUUAUGUACAAAGGUACAGAGGAAGAGAAGUCUGUGGUGAUGUAUCUGUUAAAGAAUGGAGACUCUUUAGAGACUAUGAGUAUUAACUUCUCAGAAUCCAUCACCUUGGAAGAGAGAAACCAAAUGAACAUGGAGUUAGAAUCCAUGCCUAGGAGGUCUAACAGAUGUCAGCUUUCAUUCACCUAAGUGUUGUGGUAUCUCAAAGCUUAAGUAUCAAGC